Messenger RNA from Ricinus communis (castor bean), 753 nucleotides. RefSeq lists its product as uncharacterized. NCBI's taxonomy places the organism in Eukaryota, Viridiplantae, Streptophyta, Magnoliopsida, Malpighiales, Euphorbiaceae. The record is from RefSeq and is a predicted model, not a curated record. Bases 1 to 753 code for a protein of 250 amino acids. The transcript has 2 exons.
AUGCCCAAGUAUAUAAAGUUCCUGAAGGAGAUUCUAAGCAACAAGAGGAAGCUAGAGGACUUAGGACUUAUGAGAUUAAAUGAGGAGUGCUCAGCCAUUCUUCAAAACAAGUUGCCAGUGAAGAGGCGUGAUCUAGGGAGUUUCAUUAUACCCUAUAUUAUUGGUGAUUUGCCUAUUAAUGAUGCUCUAGCUGAUUUAGGAGCUAUCAUCAAUCUGGUGCCUAGUAGUUUGUUUGAAAAAUUAGGUUUGAGUGAGCCUAAACCUACUAGGAUGAGCAUACAGUUGGCAUGUAAGAAUGUUAAAUAUCCUAGGGGAAUAGUUGAGGAUGUACUUGUUAAGGUAGACAAGGAUGUUAUAGAUGUGUGUGAUGAGAUUAUUACCUUUGACCUUAGCACUUCUAUGAGACAUUUACUUGGCCAUGAUGAUACUGUAUAUUCUAUGGAUGUUUUGGAUGAUAUUGUGGAGUCUCAAUUGCAGGAAAUAUUACUUGAUGAUCCCUCACGAGUAGCAUUACAAGCUAAAGAUGCGAAGGAGUUGUCCAAUGAGGAUGUGUUGGAACAACUUACUUGUUUGCUCGCUAGUGAGCCCAGCAGGUCUGCUGACCAUUUUGUUGAUAAUGAUAGGUCAACGAUGCAGAAAUUGAGACCUUCACUUGAGGAGCCACGAACCUUGGAGUUGAAGGAGUUGCCUAAGCACUUAGCCUAUGCCUAUCUGGAUGAGGCGGAGAAGCUACCCGGUGUUCAUUGCAGCUAA